CGUCUCCCUCUGCCAUUCACUCCAUCUACAGCUCUGUUGACUUGAGGUAAUCUUUUUCGCCUGACAGUGUCAACCACCUUGAAUCUGCAACGAUGACCAAGCUACUAAUAUCCAUGGGAAUAAUGCAUGACGUUUUCCAAACUUACGCUAAAAGGGAUGGAGAUGCAGAGACCCUUUCCAAGAGGGAACUCAAGGAAUUGCUGCAGGCGGAGCUGCCAGGAUUUCUUGAGGUAAAGUCACACUUGGAUUAAUAACUGUAUUAGCUGAGCCAUUUAAAUAGGUUUUACACUUACAGCUAUAUUAUACCUCAACUUCUAUAUACAGUAUAUACUGCUCAGAUUAGUAAAUGUUUGGAUGACGUGAAAAAAAAAGUGUUCCCCUUAACAUGGAGUUAAAGUUCAUUUCUGAUGAAAAGUAAACAGUUCUGAACUAGAACAAAGUUCCAGUCUUAAAGAUUUGGCAAGAAUAAUGAUAUUCUAAAUUUCUGUGUUCUCAAAUGACCAUUGUUCAAGUAAAAAAGGUAGAUUUUUUUUGUUGUUUUAGAGUUGUGCAAGUAAAGAAAAAGAAAACGAAGAGAAAGUGAAGCAGCUGGUUUUGGGUCUGGAUCAAGACGGAGACGAAAAGAUGGACUUCUCAGAAUUUGUCAUUUUUAUCACUGCUGUGAUUUUAAUGAUCCAUGGACUUGAUCCAAGACCCUGUCAGAAAACCAAGUGAUCAAGAUAAUAAUGAAACCUUGUAUCUGUUCUGUUGCAAGAUUUAAUAAAAAAGAUUUACUUGCA
Messenger RNA from Xyrichtys novacula (pearly razorfish), 779 nucleotides. NCBI's taxonomy places the organism in Eukaryota, Metazoa, Chordata, Actinopteri, Labriformes, Labridae. The record is from the annotation of a GenBank genome assembly.